Molecule: messenger RNA, 1056 nt
Organism: Budorcas taxicolor (takin)
Lineage: Eukaryota; Metazoa; Chordata; Mammalia; Artiodactyla; Bovidae
Gene: FOXA3
Product: forkhead box A3
Exons: 2
Coding region: 1-1056 (351 amino acids)
Biological process (GO): regulation of transcription by RNA polymerase II; anatomical structure morphogenesis; cell differentiation
Molecular function (GO): RNA polymerase II cis-regulatory region sequence-specific DNA binding; transcription factor binding; DNA-binding transcription factor activity, RNA polymerase II-specific
Source: RefSeq, a predicted model, not a curated record
AUGCUGGGCUCGGUGAAGAUGGAGGCCCACGACCUGGCCGAGUGGAGCUACUACCCGGAGGCGGGCGAGGUCUAUUCUCCGGUGACCCCAGUACCUACCAUGGCCCCCCUCAACUCCUACAUGACCCUGAACCCGCUGAGCUCUCCCUACCCCCCAGGGGGGCUCCCUGCCUCCCCACUGCCCACUGGACCCCUGGCGCCCCCAGCCCCCACAGCGCCCCUGGGGCCCACCUUCCCAGGCCUGGGCGCCAGCACGGGUGGAGGCAGCAGCUCAGGGUACGCGGGCCCGGGCCCGGGGCUGGUCCACGGGAAGGAGAUGCCGAAGGGGUACCGGCGGCCCCUGGGCCACGCCAAGCCGCCCUACUCCUACAUCUCGCUCAUCACCAUGGCCAUCCAGCAGGCGCCGGGCAAGAUGCUCACCCUGAGCGAGAUCUACCAGUGGAUCAUGGACCUCUUCCCCUACUAUCGCGAGAACCAGCAGCGCUGGCAGAACUCCAUCCGCCACUCGCUCUCUUUCAACGACUGCUUCGUCAAGGUGGCGCGCUCCCCGGACAAGCCGGGCAAGGGUUCCUACUGGGCCCUGCACCCCAGCUCAGGUAACAUGUUUGAGAACGGCUGCUACCUGCGCCGCCAGAAGCGCUUCAAGCUGGAGGAGAAGGUGAAGAAAGGGGCUGGCGGGAGCUCGGCCUCCAGGAACAGUGCGGGGUCGGCCUCCACGGCCGCCGCCCCUGCCGCCACUGUGGCCUCCACGCCGCAGCCGCAGCCCCCGCCCCCGGAGCCGGAGGCCCAGGGUGGGGACGAAGUGGGGGCUCUGGACUGUGGCUCGCCCGCUGCUCCCUCCACACCCUAUUUCACAGGCCUGGAGCUCCCAGGGGAGCUAAAGCUGGAUGCGCCUUACAACUUCAAUCACCCUUUCUCCAUCAACAACCUGAUGUCGGAACAGUCGCCAGCACCCCCCAAGCUGGACGUGGGAUUUGGGGGCUACGGGGCAGAGGGUGGGGAGUCUGGGGUCUACUACCAGGGCCUCUAUUCCCGCUCUCUGCUGAACGCAUCCUAG